Molecule: messenger RNA, 1935 nt
Organism: Drosophila ficusphila
Lineage: Eukaryota; Metazoa; Arthropoda; Insecta; Diptera; Drosophilidae
Gene: Ir68b
Exons: 1
Coding region: 1-1935 (644 amino acids)
Cellular component (GO): membrane
Molecular function (GO): ligand-gated monoatomic ion channel activity
Source: RefSeq, a predicted model, not a curated record
AUGGAGUCUUCAGUUGUAUUUUUGCUCUUGAUUUUCCUCCCCGGGAUUUUUUCCCUGGCGGAGAUUGCUUGUCGAAUAGCCGUGAAGCAGAAUGUCCAGGUGAACUACUUGUACCGAUGUGUCAGUUGUCCAGCGACCUUAGAUCCGGAGUACUCCACUUUGGAACUGGAUUUGUAUCGCUGCAUCGCCAGUCGACUGCCAGUGGUCACACGGAACAUCGAGGCUCACGAAGUGGAGCCACUGCGUCGAACGGACAGCCUGAGCAUCUUUCACAUUCCAGCCGGCGAGAAGGGAAACCCCCUGGUUCGUCGCAUAGUGGACAUGUUGAAUCCCCGACAACCACGCAAACACCUUCAUAAGUAUCUAUUUAUUUGGCCCAAUGCCAAGAAAGAUCAACUACUGACUCUCUUUCGCGGCUGUUGGUCCAAGAAACUUCUCUACGGAUUAGCUUUAACCCGUGAACAAAAUGGCAUCUUUGAUUUUGAUCCCUUUGCCGUGGGAGGUCUUCAGGUGGUGCAGCAUUUGGAAAAGGAUAUUUAUUACCCACACAAGUUAAAGGAUUUGAGGGGUUACCCCUUGCGCUUUUCCAUGUUUAAGGAUCCUUUGACGGCCUUGCCCCAAAUUCCGGUGGAGACAGCAGGCUACAAAAAGGUGGACGGAGUGGCUGCCCAAGUGGCGGCCAGGAUGCUGAAUGCCACCGUGACCUAUGUCCUGCCAGCGGAUAAUGAAUCCUAUGGUCGCUGUUUGCGCGAUGGAAAUUUCACCGGAGUCACUAGAGAUUUGGUGGCUGGCCUCACCCACUUUGGACCGAACUCCCGCUUUGUAUUGGAUUGCAUUUGGCCUGAGGUAGAGGUCCUGUAUCCUCACACGAGAAGGGUGCUCUACCUGGUGGUUCCCGCCUCCGAAAUUCUUCCGGAGUAUUUGAUUUUCGUACGCGUCUUCCGGCGCUCCGUUUGGCACCUUUUGCUUUUCACCCUUUUGGUGGUGGUCUUUAUUUUUUGGCUUAUGCAAAUGCUCCAGAAGAGGAUUCCCCGGCGUGGAGUUACCCAGUUUGAGGCCACCUGGUACGAAAUCCUUGAAAUGUUUGGCAAAACACAUGUGGGUGAACCUGCAGGAAGGCUCUCGUCCUUCAGCUCGAUGCGGACUUUUCUCAUGGGCUGGAUACUCUUUAGCUAUGUCCUGACCACAAUUUAUUUUGCCAAAUUGGAAUCGGGAUUCGUGCGGCCAAGCUAUGAGGCACAAGUGGACCAAGUGGAGGGUCUGGCGCAUCUGGAUGUGCACAUCUAUGCGGUGACCACCAUGUUCGAUGCAGUCAAGCCCGCUCUGUCGGAGCACCAAUUUCAGCUGCUUGAGAACCGAAGUCGCCCUUUGCCUCUGGGAUUAACCACUUCGUAUUACCAUCUGAUAGUCAGUCGAAGGGAUCGCCGGGCAUCCUUUCUAAUGCGAGAUUUUCAUGCCCGUGACUUUCUGGCCCUCACCUUCAAUUCACAGGCGGAUCGCCCCGCCUACCACAUCGUCAAGGAGUACCUGCGGUCCAUGCUGUGCACCUACAUCCUGCCCAGAGGUUCACCCUUUCUGGAACGAUUUGAAUCUUUGUUUUCUGGUUUCCACGAACAUGGAUUCUUCGAGCACUGGCGCCAGAUGGAUCUAAUCACUAGGGAUGGAACCUCGCCGAAUGCCGAGGAAUUUUUGGAGGAUCUAGGCGAUCAGACGGACACAGAUCCAGGAUCCAGUGAGACAGUUAAGCGAAAGAAACGUGUGGUCCUUACUCUGGAUAUCCUACAGGGUGCCUUCUAUCUUUGGUCAGUGGGCAUAGGAAUAAGCUGUAUAGGAUUUAUAAUCGAGCAUUCUCACAAUUUUUGGAUGCAAAGAAGCAUACGAACUUUAGCUGAUAACCCUAAUUCCUUUCCUAAUUCCUUAAUUCCUAAUUCUUAA